Xiphias gladius (swordfish) is the source of this 2999-nucleotide messenger RNA. RefSeq names its product solute carrier family 6 member 16a (gene slc6a16a). Gene Ontology annotation, cellular component: membrane. The transcript has 12 exons. Lineage: Eukaryota; Metazoa; Chordata; Actinopteri; Istiophoriformes; Xiphiidae. Gene Ontology annotation, biological process: sodium ion transmembrane transport. The coding region runs from base 106 to 2193 and encodes 695 amino acids. The record is from RefSeq and is a predicted model, not a curated record.
AAGGAAGGGUUUAAAAGUAGUCUGGUCAGAAAGGCUACCAGCACCAAAGAAACCAACACCAGGGCUACUGGAAACUCUACUCCUCUCUUGGACCGUGCUGUCAGCAUGACGGAAAAGCCUUCCCUGGACAGCAUUGAGGACAGAGCCUGGCUGGGUGAGGGUCAGUCUGAAACUCAGCUUACAACUGAUCCAGAUGGAGUUGAGACAAAUGAUGGGGACCGGCCAGCAUGGGACUCUAAGAUGCAGUAUGUGUUGGCCCAGGUGGGGUUCAGUGUGGGCUUAGGGAACGUAUGGAGGUUCCCAUACCUUUGCCACCAAAAUGGAGGAGGGGCGUUCAUGCUGCUGUAUGUUUUUCUUCUGCUGAUUGUGGGAGUUCCACUGUUUUUUAUGGAGCUGGCAGCUGGCCAGAGCAUUCGACAGGGCAGCAUCGGUGUAUGGAAGCACAUCUCCCCAAAACUGUCAGGGAUUGGCUACUCCAGCUGCAUUGUCUGUUUUUAUGUGGCCCUUUACUACAAUGUUAUCAUUGCAUGGAGCCUGUUCUACAUGGGUAAUUCUUUUCAGUAUCCUCUGCCAUGGCAACAGUGUCCAAUUGAUGUAACCACUAAUGGCACAGUGAAAGAAUGUGCAAGUAGCUCCCCGACGUCAUAUUUCUGGUUUCGAAAAGCCCUCGACAUCACUAAUUCCAUCGAAGAAUCCGGAGAGUUUAACCCCAUCAUGACCGGCUGUUUAUUGGCUGCUUGGACAGUUGUUUCUUUGGCUAUGAUCAAGGGCAUCAAGUCUUCUGCAAAGGUGAUGUACUUUUCCUCAGUCUUUCCCUACGUGGUGCUCUUUAUUUUCCUCAUCAGAGGGUUGAUGUUGGACGGUGCGAUGGAAGGAAUCACCUAUAUGUUUUAUCCCAAACUGGAAAUCUGGGGUAAUGUGCAGGUAUGGCGACAGGCUGCCACACAAGUCUUUUUUGCCCUCGGUCUGGGCUAUGGCUCUGUUAUUGCAUAUUCCUCCUACAAUCCAGUCAACAACAACUGCCACAGGGACGCGCUGAUGGUGUCCGGCAUCAACUUCAUGACGUCUGUGCUGGCCUCGCUCGUAGUUUUUGUUGUGCUGGGCUUCCGUGCCAAGAACAUUGCACUACGCUGCUUGUCUGAAAAUCUUGGUCUGCUAAGCCUCAUGACGUCCCAUGGACCUAACCAGCACUGGUGGCCUUGGUUCAACAUGACAGAUCCAAGCUCUGUGUCUAUAGCUGAAUACAGACAGUGGUACAGUCACUACAGCUCCAUGGUGGAUUCUAACAUCACUGACUGCAGUCUAGAGGAGGAGAUGAAUAAGGGUGUUGAAGGGACAGGCCUGGCGUUCAUAGCAUUCACUGAGGUGAUGGCCCUCUUCCCAGGCAGCCCUUUCUGGUCCACACUGUUUUUCCUGAUGCUGCUCAACCUGGGCCUCAGCACCAUGUUUGGGACCAUGCAGGGCAUCCUCACGCCUCUUAUGGAUAAUUUUAGCCUCUUGGGGCGCCACCGGACCGUACUCACCGUGUCCAGCUGUGCUUUAGGGUUCUUGAUAGGACUGUUGUUUACCCAGCGCUCGGGCAACUAUUUUGUGACUAUGUUUGAUGACUACUCGGCAACCCUACCAUUAGUCAUCGUAGUAAUUUUUGAAACCAUUAGUGUGGCGUGGGUUUAUGGAACUGAUCGCUUCCUGGAUGAUAUUGAAGUCAUGCUCAAAUGGCGCCCUCCGGUAGUGUACAAAUAUCUUUGGAAAUAUGUUUGUUUACUGGCGAUGGUUGUUCUUCUGGCUGCCAGUUUGUUGCGCAUGGUCUUCAAAGGGCCCACCUACACCGCCUGGAAUCAGAACACGGCUUCUGAGAUGACUCUCGAGUACCCUGGCUGGGCCCUGGGUAUGAUCGUCAUGCUCAUAGUCUUUGCUAGCUUGCCUGUGCCUAUUGGCUACAUCCAUUCCACGUUGAAAAACCGCGGGGUCCGCAACUCUCGCUCUGAAGAGGGAGGCGGCCAGGAGUUGCACCGCGAGUUGUACACCAAGUGCAACUCUGCUGAUCAGCUGGAUUCCAUCCCCCACCACCGAGUCCCCUCUGAAGAAGACGGGCCUUGUCCAAGGACUGCUUUUCUGCCACUGGGCAACGAGCACUACCGGCUCCUGUCCCAGCAGGAGGAGGAAGAUGAGGAGCAAGAUACAGGAGUGUGAGCACAGCUGUGGGAAAGUAGUUGUUCGUGAAAGGACAAGAUGUUGAACCUGGAGAGUGUACAAGCAAGACCCUGUAAGAGAGAGAUGGUAAAGUGAAGGGAGGACAGUCAUAAACAGAAUUAUACUUCAUCAAAGGAACAGUCUUUGGGUUGUACCAUCAUUAUAUUCAAGCAAGCUCUAAAUUGCUGACAGGCCAAAGCAAUUUUAACUAUUUAUAUUAGUGAACUUACAUUACCAGUCAAAUUAAAAGCUUUUUAGAUUCUGUAGUUAUGAAACUCAGCUCCACCUUGUGCAUCCCUCCUUUCAUUUUCUGAAGAAAAAAAAACUCGCAAAUAAAUGAAAAAGGCAAUAAACUGCUUGUUUGGUGAAGCACAGAAUUUAUUGAAGGUUUUAGAUUAGGAGAAUGACCAGCCACCAGUCUGUCAAACUAGGUUUGUCUGUUGUUUCUGCCAGGCUGAUUACAUGUGGGGGUUAAAACUGAGUGGGUUGGUAAAGGAGCUGGUGAACUGAGGAAUGCAAAAACUGACAGAAAUGUAUUUUAUGAUGAGCAUUCUUAACUAAAUAACUAAGUAUGAUUUGCAUGGAAACAUUCUAUCUUGAGAAACUGGUGUGUGUGUGUGGGUGUGUGUGUUUGAAUGUUGUGAAAUGAGAGAUGUUAAUAUGUCAGUUACAUAAGUUUAUUUUACAUCAUGUUUUUAUCAGUUUACCUCAUAAGACCACAGCAAUGUUUUUUUUGUGUUCAUAUAGUGUAUUGUAGCAGUGUUGUAUUGUACUAGAUGAGGACUUAAAUAAACCUCUAGAUGGCA